CUUCGACGUUAUGGCGGACGGCGACGAGACAGCGAGACUAUGGAAAGUCAGCAAGACCAUUCACGAGCUAGUGAAGGACAGAGGUUUUAGUGUUUCUGAUGAAGAAAUUAACAUGAGCCUCGAGAGAUUUCGUCAAGUUUAUGGGAACAAUAUGGGUGUGAUAGAUCGAAACCAGCUCAACUUUUACACUCACCACCGAUUGAACCCCUCCGACCAAAUCUUUGUCUAUUUCACGGAGGAGCCCAAUGUAGGCGUGAAAGCAAUGCGAAAAUUGCUGGGUAUUAUGGAGGAGAAGGCCAUACAACGCGGUAUUAUCAUCUUUCCAGCAACCAUGACCUCAUCAGCGAGAAAGGUCAUCUCCGCCAUGGCCUCUACGUACCGCCUCGAGGAAUUUGCAGAGGCAGACCUCCUUGUUAACAUCACCCACCACACCCUUGUUCCACGCCACGAGGUGCUAUCGCCGGAAGAGAAGAAAACUCUACUUGAAAGAUAUCGCCUAAAGGAUACCCAACUACCUCGUAUUCAACCCAUGGACCCUGUUGCUCGCUACUACGGGCUUCGGAGAGGGCAAGUCGUCAAAAUCAUACGUCCAAGUGAAACAAGUGGUCGUUACGCGAGCUAUCGGAUAUGCUUCUGAUUUAUGUCUAUUCUAUCUGCUCUUUCACUCCUUCCUCUCCUUCGCUAGCUAUUUGUAUCGACAUGUCGGGGUAAAGCCGAGUCGUGCUGAACCCCCCUCGUAUUGUCACCUCGGAAAUGCGUCUGAAUCCAAGUUCAGUCCAUUUAAACCAACCUUGUUUCUGUGCGGCUCCCGAGGUUUCCAUGGGUCAAGAAAGACAAACUUCCACUUUCUUUGUUCAGAUUCGGCUUUUUCUU
This is a messenger RNA of Coprinopsis cinerea okayama7#130, 873 nucleotides long. RefSeq names its product DNA-directed RNA polymerase I. Lineage: Eukaryota; Fungi; Basidiomycota; Agaricomycetes; Agaricales; Psathyrellaceae. Gene Ontology annotation, molecular function: DNA binding; DNA-directed RNA polymerase activity. The coding region runs from base 11 to 637 and encodes 208 amino acids. The transcript has 6 exons. Gene Ontology annotation, cellular component: RNA polymerase I complex; RNA polymerase II, core complex; RNA polymerase III complex. Gene Ontology annotation, biological process: DNA-templated transcription. The record is from RefSeq and is a predicted model, not a curated record.